Molecule: messenger RNA, 1404 nt
Organism: Toxotes jaculatrix (banded archerfish)
Lineage: Eukaryota; Metazoa; Chordata; Actinopteri; Toxotidae
Gene: gemin2
Product: gem (nuclear organelle) associated protein 2
Exons: 10
Coding region: 156-953 (265 amino acids)
Biological process (GO): spliceosomal complex assembly; spliceosomal snRNP assembly
Cellular component (GO): spliceosomal complex; nucleus; SMN complex
Source: RefSeq, a predicted model, not a curated record
GCAAGAUGGCGGCGUAGUGUGAGUAUUUGUACCGUCUUUGGAAAAGUUUUGGUCACCAGAGGAGGGUUUUUAUCGUGAUUUGACGCUUCGGUUUUAUCUGCCAACUUUUUGAAACUCGGACAUUUUUAUAAAAAUUAGCUUACAAAGGACACAAAAUGAAGUCGGACGUGGAAGAAUUAAUGCCUAAGCUCUUGCCCGUUGAGUUUGGAGACAGUACAGGGGACUUGGACCUGAAUGGACCGCCGAGAACCCCCCAGGAAUACCUCCGACAAGUCCAAUUGGAGGCGUCUCUAUGUCCAGAGGUGGUUGUUGCACAGAUUGACCCAAAGAAACUGAAGAAGAAACAAACAGUGAAUGUAUCUGUGGCAGGUUGCCAAGCUGCUCCUAUGGGUUUCUGCCCCAGUCUCAGUUGGCAGCAGCGACAAGUCAGUAACUUCUCAGAUGUCAGACAGAGCAUCACAAAGAACAGGAAACACUGGAGCAGCCACAGUCUGGAUGACAACGUGCUGAUGCCAAAGCUAACCGAUGAGGAGGGCUGGAAGAAGUUUUGUUUAGGGGAGAACAUUUAUCUGGGCACAUCAUCCUGUGACACAGAUACAGAGCCACAGCCAGCACUGGACUACAGCAAGGUGGGCUUCCCUCCCUUCCUUAGCAUCGUUAGCAGACUCAACCAGUCCACAGUAUUGAUGGUGUUGGAAGUUCUCAUCAGUUGGUUUGAGGAGAGACCAUUUGUUCCACAGUUGGGUCGCUGGCUCUAUGCUUUAUUGGCCUGCCUGGAGAAGCCUCUGCUGCCUGAAGCCCACUCCUCCAUCAGACAGCUGGCCAGGAGAUGUGCCCAGCUCCGCAGCACACUGGAGAGUCAGGAGGACGAGAAUCUGCCUGCCCUCAACCUGCUCAUCUGUCUUGUUGCCAGAUACUUUGAGCAGAAUGACCUGGCAGAUCAGCCGCAGUGAACAUGUGGUUGAACUGUUUAUAACUGACACCAGCAAGUCAUGAAGGAAGAAUAUGUCAUGUGCUGAUGCAACAUUCAGGCAGCAGGCUCUACAGUUAAGCAACAAGACCUAAGACUGAAACUUGUGAACAACUAACCAUGGAGAAGCUUUACCAUCCGAGCAAAUUCAGUGGAUGGAAAUAAACUUUUCAAGUUGUCAACAGUGCACACAUCCACACAGGGCUGUGGUGGCUGUGAGGCCCAUCACUGUUAGGCCCUUUGGUUUCAUUGCUUGUGUUAUUUGUAAUGGAUUUGGUUACUUGAACAGGUCUCUGCUGUUACAACUGAAGUAGCCAAAGCAGCAGGAUCACUAUUAUUUUUAGCAGGAAAAGCCUUUUUUUUUCAGUGAAUUUAGUCCCGAGGUUAAUGGAUCUAUUAAAUGUAACAUGUCUAUUAAAGUGUGAUGAUUUGUU